UACAGAUAAAAAGAUUGAUUGGGAUAAUUGGGAGAACAAGCGCGGCCCCCGGCCUUGGGAGGAUAAUCAGGAACCUGAUAGGGAAAUUAAGCGUGUUGUGAAGAAACCGGUUACGGUAGCUGAACUUCUGGGAUAAACAAUUCAAAGGAAGAAAUCCGCGAAAUUUAAAUUGCCAGAAAAAAAAACAUUCAAGAUGGCGGCCAGAAUGUGCAACUUUCUUCAGCUUACUGCUAAAACUGCCAGACCAGCGAUAAGAAACAUAAGCAGCACCUCAUGUCUCAUGAUCCAGCGUACUCAACCUAAGAUGAAGAUCGAAACCAUGAAACAAGUUGACGUAGAUUCUGCUGAUAUACAGAAGAAGUUGGGAAACAUAAAUAUGGAUUUUGUUCGCAAAGCUGAGAAGAAGAAUAAAGAGAGGGCAAAAAUGCACAGGUUUUUCCGUCGAACUGAUUGGAUGAUUGCUGCAUUCUGUUUUUCUCUUGUUAUCGGUAUCUAUAGUUAUACAAUGUUUGCUAUUCAACAGGAAAAAUUCUUGGAUGACUUCGAUAUGCCCGAGGAUAUUGAUAGAACUGAGAAGACAAAAUAAUUUUAGAAUCCCCAAACACACAUUUAUACAUAUUCGGAACACUACAA
Eurytemora carolleeae is the source of this 633-nucleotide messenger RNA. RefSeq names its product cytochrome c oxidase assembly protein COX16 homolog, mitochondrial. The transcript has 6 exons. The record is from RefSeq and is a predicted model, not a curated record. NCBI's taxonomy places the organism in Eukaryota, Metazoa, Arthropoda, Copepoda, Calanoida, Temoridae. The coding region runs from base 194 to 586 and encodes 130 amino acids. Gene Ontology annotation, cellular component: mitochondrial inner membrane. Gene Ontology annotation, biological process: mitochondrial respiratory chain complex IV assembly.